AAGGAUCGUCUACCCUUUGGUGCAGACUGAAAAGCAAGUAGCAAUUGGACAGUGUCUUAUGUAGUAACCCUAACACUGCACCUGAUGAGCAUACAGUAGAACAUUUCACGGAGAAGACCGCCAGAGUGGUAAUACCUAUUCCUGGUAUCUGAGGAUUUUUUUAUUUGGUAAGAAUGGCAUUGAAACAGAUUUCCAGCAACAAGUGCUUUGGAGGAUUACAGAAAGUUUUUGAACAUGACAGCGUUGAGCUGAACUGCAAAAUGAAAUUUGCCAUCUAUUUACCACCAAAGGCAGAAACUGGAAAAUGCCCUGCGCUGUACUGGCUGUCUGGUUUAACUUGCACAGAGCAAAAUUUUAUAUCAAAAUCUGGUUACCAUCAGGCUGCCUCAGAACAUGGCCUUGUCGUCAUUGCUCCAGAUACCAGCCCUCGUGGCUGCAAUAUUAAAGGAGAAGAUGAGAGCUGGGACUUUGGUACUGGUGCUGGGUUUUACGUGGAUGCCACUGAAGAUCCUUGGAAAACUAACUACAGGAUGUACUCCUAUGUAACGAAGGAGCUUCCCCAACUCAUAAAUGCCAAUUUUCCAGUGGACCCCCAAAGGAUGUCUAUUUUUGGCCACUCCAUGGGAGGCCAUGGAGCUCUGAUUUGUACUUUGAAGAAUCCUGGAAAAUACAAAUCUGUGUCAGCAUUUGCUCCAAUUUGCAACCCAGUGCUCUGCCCUUGGGGCAAAAAAGCCUUUAGUGGAUAUUUGGGAACAGAUCAAAAUAAAUGGAAGGCUUAUGAUGCUACCCAUCUUGUGAACUCAUAUCCAGGUUCUCAGCUGGACAUACUAAUUGAUCAAGGAAAAGAUGACCAGUUUCUUUCAGAUGGACAGUUACUACCUGAUAACUUCAUAGCUGCCUGUACAGAAAAGAAAAUCCCUGUUGUUUUUAGAUUACAAGAGGGUUAUGAUCAUAGCUACUACUUCAUUGCAACCUUUAUUACUGAUCACAUCAGACAUCAUGCAAAGUACCUGAAUGCAUGAAAAACUUGAGAUAAGGAAUCUCUUCAAGAUUAUGAAAUUGUAAUAAACAGAAUUGCAGGGGGAAAAGAUUUCAAAACAUUGGAUUUCAUAAUGCUAAAAAUGCUUCAUUCAAUAGUUGAAUCACCUUCUGAUAUGUAAAACCUGAUUCUGAUUUUAAAAGUUAUUUUACCAAUGUUCAUAAAAUAUUUGGUACUUUAUAGCUUUUUUGAGGUCAUUUGGAAAUCAUUGUUAUAUUGACCUCAAGUCAUAGAAUGUGAAUGUAGUCCCAUUCAAAUCAUAGAGUACUAACUCUAGGACAGAUGAUUUAACAGUAAUUUAGCCUAAACUCCUCACCUUUCAAGACUUUAGCCUAUGAAGGCAUGGACUGUCUUCAUCAUGUUCAUAUUUAUAUAUAUCUCGAGUAUCUAGCAACUGCUUGACUUACCUAGUAGGCAUUUAAUAACUAGUUGUUAGUUGUUGAAUAAGGAGGUAGGCUCAGGAAGGUUAAGUGAAUUCCCGAUUGUUAUACAGUUAUUUGUGGGACAGUUAAGAUUAGAAGCUAGAUUUCUUAAACCCAAUCCAAUGAUGUUUCUCUUAUUAUCUACAUGGGUCUUAUAUAUUGAGCCAAAUAAAGUUAUGGAUGUUGUUUUAUGAGCAUCUCUCAGGAGGUAAGAAUUAAAUAAUAAGAUUCAAUCUGACUGUAGCUAGAUAAGAAAACUUGUUUCAUAUGUUACUGUCAACACAGAUGUUUUCCUUUAGUUACAUGCAGAAACUUAGCUUGAAGAGCACACCAAGAGAAGUAAUUUGUAAAUACGAAACUGUAUUCCUUUAAGAACUUAAUGAACAAACUUUUGAAACAAAUAAAAUCUGCUUGUUUUAAAAGAAAUAUAUUUCUCUGUUGAAGAGCACAAAGGUAAUACAUUUUAAGC
Diceros bicornis minor is the source of this 1930-nucleotide messenger RNA. RefSeq names its product esterase D (gene ESD). Gene Ontology annotation, cellular component: cytosol. NCBI's taxonomy places the organism in Eukaryota, Metazoa, Chordata, Mammalia, Perissodactyla, Rhinocerotidae. Bases 174 to 1022 code for a protein of 282 amino acids. The transcript has 10 exons. Gene Ontology annotation, molecular function: S-formylglutathione hydrolase activity. The record is from RefSeq and is a predicted model, not a curated record. Gene Ontology annotation, biological process: formaldehyde catabolic process.